Racocetra persica is the source of this 198-nucleotide messenger RNA. NCBI's taxonomy places the organism in Eukaryota, Fungi, Glomeromycota, Glomeromycetes, Diversisporales, Gigasporaceae. The record is from the annotation of a GenBank genome assembly.
CUAAAAAAAAAGCAAUUCAGAAUUCUGAAAAUCAGCCAGUAUCUAGUGAGAAAGAUCAAGACUUGGAUAGUAUAAAACUUUCUGAUAGUCAUAUUUAUUAUCCUGAUGAUGUUAAAGAUCCAGUAAUAUGUAGGGGUAAAGAAUAUUUGAAAAAUAUUGAUGGUGAAGAUAGCGAAACUAGUGUAUAUAAACAUAAAU